Gadus chalcogrammus (walleye pollock) is the source of this 4387-nucleotide messenger RNA. RefSeq names its product AE binding protein 1b (gene aebp1b). Gene Ontology annotation, biological process: negative regulation of transcription by RNA polymerase II; proteolysis. Gene Ontology annotation, molecular function: metallocarboxypeptidase activity; RNA polymerase II transcription regulatory region sequence-specific DNA binding; DNA-binding transcription repressor activity, RNA polymerase II-specific. The record is from RefSeq and is a predicted model, not a curated record. The transcript is spliced from 22 exons. The coding region runs from base 305 to 4051 and encodes 1248 amino acids. Lineage: Eukaryota; Metazoa; Chordata; Actinopteri; Gadiformes; Gadidae.
CUCCCUGGGUCUCGGAGGAACCCAGUGUCUCGCCUCUAGUGGAAGUGUGGCUGCAAGCUGGAGGCUCAUACUGCGCGUGCUUCUCUCCACCCUCGCUCCCCAACACUGUUGUUAAAGGUGAGUUCGCAUGGCAAGGAGCCCCGGGGACUAGCUAAAGCGCACCGAGGUCGGCACGUUCGGCACGCCGCAUUACCUCGUACCGGAUCCCGACUCGACGUGGUGGAAAAGUCUCCCGGUCAGAUUGUGGGACAGGGGCGGAAAAACACACAAAGAGGACCGUUCUGUGCUUAGAGAAAGCCUCGGCAUGAGGGGUCAGGCGUUGGUGGCGGCAGUGGCUCUGCUGGCCGUGGUGUGCGUGGUGCUGCUCCCCAGAGGAGGAGAGAGCGCCGGGGGGAUCGUCCCUCUCCAGCAGCCCAAGGAGGUGCAGGAGCCUGGGACGCUUGCGGGAGAGGAGUCUUUGGAUGACCCGGAGACGGAUGGAGGUCCGGUCAUAGCCCGGAGGUCCAAGCGCCUCACAGGGGAGGCUGCGCUGCCAGGCCGGGUGAGGCGAGCGCCAGAUGAAGAAGGCAAGAAGAAGAAGAAGAAGGACAAGAAGAAGAAGGAACCCAAGGACCCCAACGCCACCAGGAAGCCCAAGGCCGACAAGAAGGGCAAGAAGGGGAAGGGCAAGACCACCACGCUGCCCCCCACCACCACAGCGCUCCCAACCGAACCACCCACGGAACCGCCUACGGAGAUGACCACAGUACCUGCCUACCCAGACUACGCUUAUACUGAAGGUGGUGAUGAGUACUGGAACCCGGAUGGGGAGGGUCCGACCCUGUCCACCACUGACGGGGACUACUGGUCCAACUGGGACGAAUUCACGGAACCGGAACCGGAGCCGGAGCCUGAACCGGAGCCCGAACCGGAGCCUGAACCGGAGCCUGAACCGGAGCCCGAACCGGAGCCUGAACCGGAGCCGGAGUACAAACCGGAACCAAAGCCCGUACCAGAGCCUGAGUACGACCCAGAGCCGCAGCCUGAACCCGAUCCCGGACUGGAGUAUGAUCCGGAGCCGGAUUUUACCAACACCGGUGACUACGACUGGAAGCCGGACCAAGUGGAGACCGGGACCGAAGACUCUUACUACGACUGGAAGGUCACCGCUCCACCUCGGGUGGAUGGGACCAUUGACGGGGACUACUGGGAUGAGACAUCCGAAGUUCCACACAACCUUCCACUCCCAGACAGCAACCCUGAGAUAGUGAUAGAGGCGGUAACAGAGGUGCCCGCUGUCACCUCUCCUUAUGGAGAAACCUGGUACGAGGAUUAUGACGACUAUCGACCAUGGAGAAAAGAGGACGAGCUAGAGAGAGCGCGUCUGGAGGAGGAGAGAGUAAAAGAGUUGGAAAGAAAGGAAAGAGAGAGAUCCGAGAAGUUCAGGGAGGCAGAGGAGCGGGCCAAGAAACGACCUCGCGUCUACAAGGAGCCCAAAAAAUGCCCUCCCCUGGGGCUGGAGUCCCAUAAGGUCGAGUCGGACCAGAUCAUGGCCUCCUCCAUCUCCCAGUACCGCUACGCAGCGCAGAGGGCCCGGCUCAACAUGCAGAGCUCGGACGACGAGGACAACAUGAGGGGGGGUGCGUGGUGUGCCAACUCGGAGGACAAGGAGCACUGGCUGGAAAUCGACGCUCGCCAGGACACAGAGUUCACCGGCAUCAUCACCCAGGGCCGAGACUCCCAGGAAUCCCAGAACGAGACCGACUACGUGAUGUCGUACUUCCUGAGCUUCAGCAACGACAGCAGAGAGUGGACCAACUUCCACGAUGGGUACUCUGACUGGCUGUUCUUUGGCAACAGUGAUAAGGAAACUCCGGUGAUGAACCAGCUGGCUGAGCCAGUGCUCGCCCGCUACAUCAGGAUCAUCCCGCAGAGCUGGAACGGCAGUCUGUGUAUGAGGGCAGAGGUCCUCGGCUGCCCCCUACCUGACCUGGAGAAGAUCCGGUACAGUCAGAAUGAAGUGACGCCAGUGGACUACCUGAAAUUCAAACACCACAGCUAUUCUGACAUGGUGUCGCUGAUGAAGGGGGUGAACGACGAAUGCCCUAACAUCACCAACGUUUACAGCCUGGGCCUCAGCUCCAAGGGUCUGGAUAUCGUGGCCAUGGUCAUCUCUGGCAACCCCACGGAGCAUGAGAUAGGUGAGCCAGAGUUCCGCUUCACCGCGGGUCUCCAUGGAAACGAGGCGGUGGGCCGGGAGAUGAUCCUGCUGCUCAUGCAGUACCUGUGCAAGGAGUACAAGGACAGGAACGGCAAAGUCCAGAGGCUGGUUGAGGGAACGCGCAUCCACCUGGUGCCUUCACUCAACCCCGACGGACAGGAGGCAGCCUUCGAAGUGGGUUCCGAGCUCAGCAGCUGGAAGACGGGCCACUACACGGAGGACGGCUACGACAUCUUUGAGAACUUCCCCGACCUGAACAGCGCUCUGUGGGACGCCCAGGACAAGGGCAUGGUGCCCAAACUCACCCCCAACCACCAUGUGGCCACGCCCGAGAAUAUGGCAGCGAACACCUCGAUGGCCGCCGAGACGAGGGCCAUCAUCUCGUGGAUGGAGAGCCAUGCGUUUGUGUUGGGGGCAAACUUCCAGGGUGGAGAGAGGGUGGUGGCUUACCCCUUUGACGGCUUCAGGCUCAACAAGGCCCCGGAGAGCCAAAGGCCCCACAGCCGCAAGAAGAGACAGUACGACGACGGUUAUGACCGAGGGUACGGCGACCAAGAACCAGACGAGUAUGCAAACAGGGGCUAUGACCCAGAAGAGGAGUGGCGAGGGACCGCUUACAACCACGGCCGCGAACACGGUUACGCCCAGGGCCCUGACCCGCGUUACGACGGUGGCUACGACCAAGGCCACGACCGUGGCUACGACCAGGGCCGCGAUCGUGGCUAUGACCAGCGCUACGACCACGGCUACGAACAGGGCCGCGACGCGGGCCAUGACCAAGGCUACGGUCAGGACCCGGGCUACGGUCAGGACCCGGGCUACGGUCAGGAUCCGGGCUACGGUCAGGACCCGGGCUACGGUCAGGACCACGGCUACGGCCACAGGCAGGAGGAAGAGGACGAUCGAGGAAGAGGGGCUGACAGUUAUGCUGAGCCCGAAGCCGACGAGGCUCGAAAGACUGCCGAUGAGUCCCUUUUCAGGUGGCUGGCAAUUUCCUACGCCUCCACACACCUGAGCAUGACCAACAACUACCACGGCUCCUGCCACGGACAGGACGCUGCGGUCGGGGUGGGAAUCGUCAACCGGGCCAAGUGGAAGCCCAUCACAGGCAGUAUGAACGACUUCAGUUACCUGCACACCAACUGUAUGGAGCUGUCCAUCUUCCUCGGGUGUGAUAAGUUCCCGCAUGAGAGCGAGCUGGCGUACGAGUGGGAGAAGAACAAAGAGGCCAUGCUGACCUUUAUGGAACAGGUGCAUCGAGGCAUCCGGGGCGUGGUGAAGGACCAGGAGGGAAACGCGAUCAGAAACGCUACCGUGUCAGUGGAAGGGGUCGAACACGACGUCACCACAGCACCCGGCGGGGACUACUGGCGCCUGCUGAACCCGGGGGAGUACCAGGUGACGGUGCGGGCCGAGGGCUUCACCUCCAUGACCAAGCUGUGUGUGGUGGGCUACGAGGCGGGCGCCACCGCCUGCAGCUUCAACCUGGCCAAGUCCAACUGGGACCGCAUCAAACAGAUCAUGGCCAUGCACGGCAACAAGCCGAUCCGCCUGCUCAGCCACGGCGGACGGACACAAACGACCCGGGUAGAGGGGACCCACAGUUCGACCAGAGCGAGCGGCACAGUGGACCGCCAGGGCCUCAGAAAGUUACGGUUAGCUCGCCUGCGCCGCCUGAGGCAGGAGAGGAUGAGGCUGAUGUCAACGACCACGUUGCCCCCGACGACGACGACGACGACGACGACGGAAGCCGCGCCGAUAGAGAGCACCACAUCCUGGUACAGCCCCUGGAUGGUUGAGGAGGGACAGUCUUCAGCUGGGGAUUAUGAGUACAAAAUCGAUGACUAUUAAACCCCCCACACACACACACACACACAGGUGGCUUUAGUACAAAGGCGAUCAUAAGUAUUUGUUAAAUGAUAAACAACGGAAGCCUGUUAUGUGUAUAAUGUGUCCACUAUGGGAACAGCUGAAUACCUGUUUGGAUCUGCCCAUUUCACAUGUUUUGUAACUAAUUGUUUACUGGUUACAUGUAGCCUUAACUUUCCACACUCUGUUUUUACUGUUUUUCGAUAUAGAAGAUUUACUUGUGAAUGUACUUGGCUUUGAGCGGGACAUAUUUAUGCGGAUUGCAUACUGAAAAUAAAGAUGGCAUCUAUUUUUUACUUGACUAAUUAUGUAACUGGU